CCUAAAUCUCACUCACCCAAAUAAAUUCUUCUCGAACUCCACCUAAAAUAAUCGUCGGCUAUGAUCGAUUCUAACUCUAUCAGCCCCGUAUCAUCGGUCAGACAUCACCAUACACCCUUGUAUAAAAUAAACAGGAGAUUCAAACAUGAUCAUGAUAAACUUUUCUAAGUACCUCACUCUCAAGCCUUUCAUAUACUUCAUCUUUUUGCUCAUCCAAUCCUAAGAUAUUUACUUGACUUCAACAUUGGAGUGUACUUCGAGAAACAAACUCCGUGACCAUACUUUUUUACUGUAACUCCAGGCCAACCUAACUCACCUUUCAAAUCACCGGUCAGCUUAUUUUCACCGUAAAUACCAUCAACAGGUUUCUAAUUCCUGAGCCAUUAAAAGAGUUAGUAGCUGCCUGUGAACAAAUAUCAAAAUCACCAUUUCCCCAUUCCAAGACCAAAACAGGUUAAAAACUACCAAAAACCCAAUCUUCAAACAUACUCUCCAUUCUCCAAACUCAUUUUCUUUCUUCUUCUCUUCCUUUCAAGUCUUCAACCAAAUAUGGGAGUAGCCAAUAACAUAACAGCAGUUCUCAACUUCGUAGCCCUGCUCUGCUCCAUCCCCAUCAUUGCAGCUGGCAUCUGGCUAGCUUCCAAGCCUGACAACGGCUGCAUCAACCUCUUCCGAUGGCCUGUCGCUCUCCUUGGCUUCCUCAUCCUCCUUGUCUCCCUUGCUGGCUUUGUCGGUGCCUACUGGUACAAGGAAACCCUCCUGGCCUUCUAUCUCUGCUGCAUGGCCAUCCUUAUUGGUCUCCUCCUCUUCUUGUUGGUCUUUGCAUUCAUAGUUACAAGGCCUGAUGGGAGCUACGAUGUUCCUGGAAGAGGAUACAAGGAGUAUAGGCUUGAUGGGUAUUCGAGCUGGCUUAGAAACCACAUAGUUGACUCCAAGAGCUGGAAUAAGAUCAGGGCUUGUCUGGCUGACACCGAUGUUUGUCCUAAGUUGACUCAACAAUAUAUCACCGCUGAUCAAUUCUUUGCCGCUCAUAUCUCUCCUCUUCAGUCAGGAUGUUGUAAGCCUCCAACAAUCUGUGGCUACACUUUUGUGAAUCCAACAUUGUGGACGAACCCAGCAAACCCAAGUGGGGAUCCUGACUGCUAUCUAUGGAGCAAUGACCAGAGCCAACUUUGCUAUAACUGCAACUCAUGCAAGGCCGGUCUGUUGGGGAACCUGAGGAGAGAAUGGAGGAAAGCCAACAUAAUUCUCAUUGUGGCAGUGGUGGUACUGAUAUGGGUCUAUAUCAUUGCCUGCAGUGCCUUCAGGAAUGCCCAAACAGAGGACCUCUUCCGCCACUACAAAAGGGGUUGGACUUAAAAAAAAAAAAAAAUCUUGGGAAGCCUCAACUUUCUGAUUUUCAUUUGUAUUUGGUUAAUUUUUCUAUUCUCUUUUAUCUUUUUGUUGAAUGUAUCUGUUGUCAGAAAUGUCGUGUAUAUAUUCCAAUGAAACAAUAAUAGAAUCUCAAAACUAUCCCUGGCUUUUAACCAGUACAA
Molecule: messenger RNA, 1535 nt
Organism: Durio zibethinus
Lineage: Eukaryota; Viridiplantae; Streptophyta; Magnoliopsida; Malvales; Malvaceae
Product: tetraspanin-2-like
Biological process (GO): auxin-activated signaling pathway
Cellular component (GO): membrane
Source: RefSeq, a predicted model, not a curated record